CUUGUUGUGGCCGCUGCCGAUGCGGAUGAUGCUCAGAGGUGGUGGAGGUGGUAGAUAGAUGGUGCUAUUGUCGUCAAUCUCCGCUGCUUUGGCUUUGCUCUGUGCAGGCACAGAGAGCAGAGCACCAAAGCCGCAGGAGGAGCAGGGAAGAAGAUAGAGGCAGGGGCGGGCAGGCAGGCAGGCAGGCAGGCAGGAAGAGGGAGGCAGGCAGGCAGGCAGGCGAGGCACACCGAGGGGAAGGUGGGCAGGAGGGAGAGCUCGUUCUGGUUGUCGUUGUUGUCGUUGUGUCGCUGGCGUACAUGUCUGAGGCCGGCAAGGUCCUCUGGAGCAGUCGUCAAUGGUGGUGGUCAUCCCGCACUGUCGUCGUCUGAUCAGCCGCGAGAGGUAGCACAGAUUCUUUGACACCGUAAUUCCGAGGGGUUGAUUUGUGGUCGUAGCUCGAGAGGAGAAGCGGAGCGUAGAUCUUUGAAUAUUUUUCAGCUUCCGAGAGUUCAGCCAGGUGGGCUGAGUCGAAGCUUGCGAGAGCCGAAGUUUGCCAGUCAUGCAUUCGUUCGUAUUCAGAGCCAAUGCGGUGCUCACUUUCGGCAUCACCGUCCUUGCUGCUCUAUGUAUUCUGGCCUCGCUAUCCGACAGUUUUCAUUCUUCGCUUCCUGAUAUCAACCUUCAGGUCCUGAACGUCGAUGUUUUGCAAAGACUGUCUAACGGCAACGACGAGGCAAAGUUGACUUUGCACAUAUCGGCAGAUCUACGUUCAGUCUUCACCUGGAACACCAAACAGCUAUUUGUUUUCGUCGCUGCUGAGUAUGAGACUCAGAAGAACCAGCUCAAUCAGGUAUCGUUAUGGGAUUUGAUCGUGGAGAGGAAAGAAGAUGCCAAAAUUGACCUUCGACGAAGAAACAAGUAUGGAUUUGUUGAUCAAGGAAGCAAUUUACGUGGACGGGAGUUCAACUUAACCAUGUAUUGGAACGUAAUGCCGCUAACAGGGGGCAUCUUCACAGGUUCAAAAGUUCUAACAGGUUUCCGACUCCCAUCAGAGUAUACUCGGUAAUUACUUCCAUACCCAAUAAUGGGGUGUCGGGAACGAUAGUGUUUACUGGGUGAGCUAAAACCCUUUGAAUGAGAAGAGGUCAACAUCGAGAGCAGGAAGCUGCAAGUAUGUUUGCCCCAUGGCAUAUUUAUUCUUCUUUCGUGGCCCAUUAUUGAGUCAAAAGUUCACAAGAAGUCUCUGAUGGUGCGAACUGUCCCCUGAAGGACUGUCCUGGUGAUAUAUCCUGUUCUAGUUAGGGCCGGCCUUUCAUUGCUUGCGUAAGUUCGAAUGAGCAUGAAAUUGAUUCCAUGUGAGCAGGCAUGCCUUUUCCCAGAGCAAUUUCGAAGAGCUAAAGCCUCGGGCAGCCAUUUUUAGAGAGUAGGAUCUUAUGCACUUCUUUGUGAUUGAAUAUCGUGUGGAGCAAUCAUCUGCAGCCAUCUAAAUGAGCAUGAAGCCAGUUCUAUCCGAGCAGGCUUGCCUUUUUUCC
Messenger RNA from Marchantia polymorpha subsp. ruderalis, 1514 nucleotides. Lineage: Eukaryota; Viridiplantae; Streptophyta; Marchantiopsida; Marchantiales; Marchantiaceae. The record is from the annotation of a GenBank genome assembly.